This is a messenger RNA of Aspergillus ruber CBS 135680, 828 nucleotides long. RefSeq names its product kinase-like protein. Bases 1 to 828 code for a protein of 275 amino acids. Lineage: Eukaryota; Fungi; Ascomycota; Eurotiomycetes; Eurotiales; Aspergillaceae. The record is from RefSeq and is a predicted model, not a curated record. The transcript is spliced from 2 exons. Gene Ontology annotation, molecular function: ATP binding; protein kinase activity. Gene Ontology annotation, biological process: protein phosphorylation.
AUGUCUGGCUAUGAGAUGCACCUACACGACACCCACCCCGAUUACGACAACCUCCAACACCCAACCCGCGACAACAUAAUCAAUGUCGGCCGCUUCACAACAACCCACAAACUGAACGACAAAGUCGUCCGCAAACUCCCAACGGACAAAUCAAACCCCACCAACGUCCAAGCUCUCGACAUUGAAUCCCGCAUCUACCACCAUCUCGGCGAACACAAGCACAUAGCAAGAUGUCUGCGGUGCUGCGAGGAGUAUAUUGAUCUACGGUAUGAGCCACACGGGGACUUGCAGACGUUUCUGAGGAGGGAUGGAGGCACUGGGAAGGUGAAUGAUGGAUUCCGGUAUGGGGUUGCGAGGCAGGCGAUUGAGGCGGUUGCGUUUAUUCAUCAGAAAGAUAUUAUCCAUUCGGAUCUGUCGGCGAGGCAGUUUCUUGUUGAUGAAAAGGAAAAUAUCCGGUUAAGUGAUUUCGGGGGCUCGUCGCUGCAUGGCUCCGAUGCGAUGGUUAUUGAGGGGGCUACGCAUUAUAUGCCUCGGGGUGGGGAGCCGAACAGUGUGCGGAGUGAUAUAUUUGCGCUUGGGUCGACGCUCUAUGAAAUACUAGUUGGGAGGAUGCCAUACGAGGAGAAGGAGGAUGAUGAGAUUAGGAGGCUUUAUUCAGAGAGUGUGUUUCCGUUGGAUAAUAUUGCGCAUGAGGGGUGGAGGGAGGCUGUGAGGAAGUGUUGGAUGGGGGAAUGUAAGUCUGCAGAGGAUGUGCUUAAGGAUGUGUCGAAGCAUCAUCAUAUGAUUACUAAAGAGCUUUCAAAGGUGAAGCAUGCGUUUGAAGGUUGA